Vicia faba (fava bean) is the source of this 456-nucleotide messenger RNA. NCBI's taxonomy places the organism in Eukaryota, Viridiplantae, Streptophyta, Magnoliopsida, Fabales, Fabaceae. The record is from the annotation of a GenBank genome assembly.
AUGAGUGCAGGAACAACUGGAUAUAAACGGCUGAGAAAGCCAGAGGAGACGAAAAUGAGAAUAAGAAAACAUGAUUCAUAUGAAACAUCUAAUCCCAUGACUUCAUUGCUAGUAGAUGGUGUGGCUGAAAAUAGACAUUUGGAGCAUCAAAUACUUGAAUCAAUAGGCAUUCGAACAGAGCCUGCAAAUAGUGCUCAAGAAGCUAUGCAACUUUUGUUGACUGGUGCUAAUUUUGACAUCAUAUUUGUUGAUUUUGAUUUUCCAAUAAUAAGUGGACCUCAGUUUGUGAUGGAUAUGCGUGCACUGGGGAUACAAAGCAAAAUAGUUGGCAUGUUGUCAAAUUUUAGUGAUCAUAAUUCACAAAUGUUUUUUGAAGCAGGAGUUAAUGGUAACACUCAGAAACCUUUGACUCGAGAAAUUUUUGAACACGUCAUUCAAAUCAUUCACCUCAUAUGA